Naegleria lovaniensis is the source of this 591-nucleotide messenger RNA. RefSeq lists its product as uncharacterized. Lineage: Eukaryota; Heterolobosea; Eutetramitea; Acrasida; Naegleriidae. The record is from RefSeq and is a predicted model, not a curated record. Bases 1 to 591 code for a protein of 196 amino acids. The transcript has a single exon.
AUGGGCAUGUUCCAUUCAACGAGUGGAAAAUCAGGCUACAACCUGUAUCUGCGACCUACACCGGUCGUCAUUGAAAAGGAGACAGCCAUCUUGCUUCUCAAAGAAGAACAACGUCUUAGGAGAGACCCUCGCACUCAACAGGCCUAUACCGAAGCAGAUGAUGAUCUUUUUCAAAUAGAAAGGAUCACCAUGGACUUGCAAGAACAAGUGGUUGCCAAUGUAUUGGGAUUGAAACGAAAUCAAGGAUUGAUGUACGAUGAAGCCUUUAAUAAUUUCAUGGUUGCUUAUCGCAAUUUGAGAUGUCGGUUUAGAAAUGAUCCCGAUAUCAAUACUCUCACUGAUUACUUUAAAUAUGACAUGUCUAGAGCAUGUUCUCUAGAGUUGAACACUUGUUUGGAUUUGAGUUCAAUUAAGGUUGUGGAUUUGAUGAAUUUCUAUGAAGAAUCUAAUAGACGAAAUAAUCAUCAAGCACUGCUGGAAAUUCCAUCGAGUGAGUUGGCUCUUAAUUAUAAGGUCACAUUGAGCGAGUUAUUACAACAGAGAAAUCCCAACAAUUUACCUGUGGUGCUCAUUGGUGCUAGUUAUUCCUGA